AUGCCGUGGGAGCCAGGAAUGGCCCCGCCACAGAGGCCAAAAAAGAAAGGCAAGAAUGAGUUAGACGACGAAGACGCUGAUCCAAUGAAAUUUGUUCACCAUACCGACAUCAAGGAGCUGCUUCGAAAAAUGGACGCUAAGUAUAUCACAGAGGAAAUGUGGGACGAAGCGAUGUACUUGUCGGAGCUCGCCACGUCGGAAGAAUCUGAGGAGGAAGCUCUAAAGAGGCUGCAACAAAUGUACGGGCAUGAAUGGUUUAAGAGGAAUCGGGCCGACCCUCCACAGCUGGAUUCAAGCAUGGGCAACCAUUUCUCCAAGAAGGACGUGAUCAUUGGCCCUGAAUGGCUCGACUACGACUUACUCCAGGAUCCGAUGCACAAAUCGACAAUUCGAGAGCAUCUGGACCCAAAGGCGCCGGUGCCGAAUAGUCUUGCUGAGGCUCUUCAUAUCAUGGCUAAUGGGAACGGCCCGCACGCUGACUACUACAAAAGAUUGAUCGACCCAGACAAUUUUCUCGAUCCAGAGACCAAGCUGCCGAUUUUGCCACCUUGCCCGCAUGAUGACCGUCUUCCCGGCCAUUGCGAUUGUAGGAAGGUUCUGAUGAUGCGACUGAUCGAUGAACGCCGUGAGAAUCUCAGGAAGUAUGGUGUCGUCUGGGACGAUAAGCCAGCGCCCGUGUUUGAGGACCUCAAGGACGUAUUUCAGAAGAUUGACUAUCAAGGGAAAAACUGUCUGGAAGCAACGAAACAAAUGUUGCCGGAAGUCAAAAGAGCCCUCGAAGAUAUCGGUUUUAUCAUGAGCGAAACAAUGCGGGUGAUUUAUGACAUCUCGCAAUACGACGAGGUUCCAAAAAUUCUGGAAGGUCCGAUCUUUGAAACGCCGACCUACGAAUACAGCGCUGUUGUCUUGGCAUUGGCUUCGAUGGUCAAUUUACUAAAAAAUGACCCCGUCUACCUAAACUCGGCUGGUUUCAAGAUGUUCAUCAUAGCGGACGAGGACACUCCUCUCUACUCGCUUAGAAAGUUGCUGGAAACGAUGGAGCUUGGCUGCUUUCACCUGGGACAGGAUCCUAUGGCUCUCUUCGACCUGAGAAAAUCGCGUGUGCUGCUAUCGACGGCGGAGCGGUUUGUGGAGAAGUUUAGUGUGCGUACGAAUGGGCAACACCUAGCCCAGACGCGUCAUUUCCUUCUCUUCACCCGCUCUACAACCCACGAGACUACCAGGACAUUUUGGGAGGCCAUUUCUAUCUACACGAGAGAUUAUUGCUACUGGAAAGAUCAAUUGGAGGUGAAGAAGCAUCGGAAGUUCUUCAUCCUGCCGAGGUGUAAGCCACUGUCUGACUGUUUCCACUUCAAAGCAGCUCGCUACAUGUUUCGCUACAAUACGUCUAAAGGAGUCUGCACCAAUGAGCCGGUGCUAGCUGAAAGUAACGAAAUGAUGUACAAAAGAAACAUAUGGCUGAAAUCGUCAGGCGGAAACUCGAUAGCUGCGCUCUUGGAUCGCGAAUUCCUCGGGUUGAAGGGCGAUGAGGCUGAAAGGAAGGCCAGAAACAAAUAUAUGAAUUCAUGGGGUCAA
Molecule: messenger RNA, 1575 nt
Organism: Mesorhabditis spiculigera
Lineage: Eukaryota; Metazoa; Nematoda; Chromadorea; Rhabditida; Rhabditidae
Source: the annotation of a GenBank genome assembly